AGGCGACCCGGACACUCUUCAUCGGCAAUCUCGAGAAGGACGUCACCGCGUCCGAGCUUAGGAAGCAUUUCGAGCCUUUCGGCGAGAUAAUAGAAAUAGAUAUUAAGAAGCAAGGCGCGGUGUCAAGUUAUGCCUUUUGCCAAUACUCCGACAUUGGUAGCGUCGUCAAAGCUAUGCGAUCGAUGGACGGCGAACAUCUGGGCGCGAAUCGAAUAAAACUCGGAUUUGGAAAAUCCAUGCCCACGUCCUGUGUAUGGGUUGACGGCAUUGGAGAUUGUUUGCCGGAAAAGUACCUGAACAUGCAGUUCCAUCAGUUUGGACCGAUAAAUCAGGUGGUUGUGGAUCGCGAGCGGGGACACGCUUUGGUCUUCUUCGAGCAGAUCAGCUGCGCGCAAGCCGCCGUGAAGGAGAUGAGGGGAGCGGCUCUUCGUGGACGUCGGCUUCAGGUCGACUUUGCUUCCAGAGAGUGCCAGGAAACGUUUUACGAGCACCUUGAACGGCAGGGCAUCGCCGGGGAGAGACCUUGGGACACAAGACCCUCUCCGGCGACGACCUUCGAUGUCUCGAUUCCUUCCAGGCGAGAGCGCAGUAGUUUCGACUCCGGGGUGACGGUGUCAAACUCGAGUAGCCGGUUUACCCGGUACGAGACGCCCCCGAGGUCGAGAACAGCAAGUUACUCCCGCGCGUCUGGAGGCGGAAGCACGCCGGGUGCCAGUCCUGCUCACCCGACCGCGAUGUCCCGCAGCAGUAGACGCUCCUACCAGGACAGCUACUACGACGGCGAUUACACCGAGCCGGCGCCCCGGCGAUUCCGCAGCUACGACGAGUUCAGCCAAGGAAGCGGGGCGAGCCACGACGACUACCAGAGCAGCGUGCUCGGCGACGGGAAGAUGAACGACGACGAUUGUCCACCACCGUCGCGUCGCCACGCGGUGCAAAGUGUCGUCACCAGUGUGGACCCACCGGCGCCUCCGCCUCCGUUGUUACCGCCUCCCGACAUCAGGCACCUGCAGAAAGAGCGUGUUCAUCUGCUGGAGCAGCUGGAGGAGUGUCACAGCAGCGGCGACGAGGUCGGAUUCGCGCCAAAGAAACGGGCGAAACUCGACGGUGCCUCGGCUACCAUACUCUGCGAGGACGACGAGCCAGAGAUCGCCUCGUUGCUUGUCACGUCGCACUCCAGCAGAAAGGGCAUGGACAUUAGACGCGUCAGCGACAGCAAGGUGGUCGUGCAUCACGGCACGAGGAGAGGUAGCUGCGAGGGAAGGGGACCGGGACCCUGUAAGCGCCGCCGUGAUGUUACCAGCAGGCAUCACGAACAUCAUGACGGAUCGCGGCCAGGGACGCCCCUGGUGGACGAGAGGCCAGAAAACUUGGUGCCUAGCGAGCCGAGGCGGUUUCGCGAAAGAAGUCAUGACGGUCCUCUGUCGUUGCCGUUGCCAAGGUUUGCUGCUCAGAUGCUGAACAACAAUAAUAACAACAGCAACAACAACAGCAGCAGUAGUAGCAGUAACAACAACACCACUACCGGUAACAGCAAUAACAGCAACAGCGGUGGUGGUCGAUCGAACAAUUCGAACCUUGCGAAAGUGACCAGUCCACCUUGUGGCAAUCUAUCGACGGCACCCAGUCCUCGCACAGCCCCUCAGCCGCCAGCGUCGCCGCCGCCUCGCCACCCUAGCCCGAGUCCAACGAGCUCAGACAGUGAGACGGCGCCCCAAUCACCUAGUCUCGAAGAAAGGAUACGCUCUCUGGACGAGAAGUACGAAAAAUGGUCCGGAUCCAGGGCGUUAAGCGCCGCCGGCGGUGACGCGCUGGAAACUCGACGCUACCGCAGACAUAAACUGCUCGACUUGGACUUACACGAGGUGCAGCCGAGCGACAUCGUGAAAUCGGUCCUUGCCAAGAGGAGCGUGUUUGACGAGGACUCGAAACGUCUGGAGAACUUCAGCGAGAAAUACGAACCUAGAGAGUUCACUGGUGUGAUUGGUGUGAGUUCGAUGAUCGGCAACACGAGCAGCCUCGCGUCGAGCGGUGGCUGUACCAGCAAGGUUUGCUUGCAGUAUCCAUUUCCUAGUCAUCCGCCGGUACAGCUGACUAGCAGCGGUUCUUUGACCAGUCAAAUCGGCAUCAGUACGACCCUGUCAUCGAGUUUAACGUUCACGACGACCAUGUCGUCCGCUUUGAAAACGACGGACCCACGGGUGACGGCGCAGCAUAACUGUGUCCACCCAACACCCGCAACACCAAUCACGCCCGGCACGUCGAUCAAGACUGUUAGCCCCGAAUUACCACCGGUUUCUCUACCGAUCGGUCUUGGUAGCGGAACAGCUGCCAGUAAUGGCAAUAGUAGCGGUUUAGCGUCAGCUAGUAGUAUUCUUAGCAGCAACGGUAGUAUAAGUAGUAUUCACGCUCUUGGAGCAUCUACCACACGAGGAUUGAGCAGCACCGGUGCCUCCGCAACCUCCUUGGUGUCAGCUCCGGCGACGACCACCGCAUCGACACUCACAUUCUCCACGUCUAUGUCGACGCCGUCCGUUCCUACGACUGCAACGACUACGACAACAUUGACCACAACAGCGAGCACGUCAGCACCAAUCAUAACCACGUCGAACACAAUAUCAUCGUCAUCGACGUCCACCUUGCCGAGUGGUCAAUACCAAACUUCCAUGCCCACCGCCUCCACGGUACUACCGUCUUCCACGACACCCUCGUCGAAUUUUUCCUCCUCCUGCUCAUCCUCCUCAUCGUCAUCAUCUUCUUCCUCCACCUCCUCUUCUUCGUCUUCACUGUCGGACAGUGCACGAUCUCGUCUGAGGAAAGAGGUCAGCAGUAGCAAUCGAGAGAGCAGAGAGUACCGGGACAGUAAGGACAGUAGAGACUCGAAGUACAGUAGCAAAGGGAAAGAUAGUCAGAGGAAAUCGAGGAAGGAGGAGGUGGUGGACAGCGAGAGGAGUCGCAAGGACAGAGAGGAGAAAGACAGCUCGUCGUCCAUAGUGAAUGACGUCGCGGAUAACGACGGUCAUGCGAGAGAGUUCAAGGAGAACAAAGAGCUGCGUUACGAGAGGAAAGAGAGAGAAGAGAAGGAUCGAAGGGACAAAGACGACCGUGAGAGGCAAGAACGAAGGGAGGAGGAUCGCGACAGGCAAGAAAGGAAGGAACGCGAAGAUAGACGAGAGAAGGACGAGGAGAGACGAGAACGGGAGAGGCUGGACAAGGAACGACAGGAGAAAGACAAGCGGGAAAGGGAGGAGAGAGAACGAGAGCGAGAGAAAGAGCGGGAACGUGAACGCGAACGUGAACGAGAACGAGAACGAGAACGUGAACGUGAGCGAGAAUGGGAGAGGCUGGACAAGGAACGACAGGAGAAAGACAAGCGGGAAAGGGAGGAGAGAGAACGAGAACGAGAGAAAGAGCGGGAACGUGAACGCGAACGUGAACGAGAACGAGAACGAGAACGUGAACGAGAACGAGAACGUGAGCGAGAACGAGAACGUGAAAGAGAACGAAAAGAACGGGAGGAAAAUGAAGCCAAGGAGAAAGAGAGGAAGGAGAAAGAACGGUUGGAUCGCGAGAAAAGGGAAAGGGAGGAGAAAGAACGUCAGGAACGGCGGGAAAGGGAGGAACGAGAGAGGAGGGAGCGCGAGGACCGCGAGAGGAAAGAACGAGAGCUCCGUCAGGAGCGGGAGAAACAAGAAAAGGAGCGUCUUAGGAAAGAAAAGGAAGAGCAAGAGAGGCGUGAGAAAGAAGAACGGGAUAGAUUGGAACGAGAGAGGAGACGGGAAGAGAAAGAGCGACUCGAGAGGGAGAGAAAACGUGAGAGAGAAGAGAAGGAACGGCUUGAGAGAGAACGGAGAAAAGAGAAAGAGGAACGAGAACGAGCUGAGAAAGAGAAACGCGAGAAGGAAGAAAAAGAGAGGCUCGAACGAGAAAAGCACGAUCGAGAAAAGAGAAGAGAACGUGAAGAUCAAGAGAGGCGGGAGAAAGAAAAAUCUGAACGCGAUAAGAGGAGGGAUCGCGAUGAGAAGGACAAAGAAAAGAGGGGGGAUCGCGAGGAGAGCAGGCGACAACCCACCGAGAAUCAUCUCCAUCAAUCUGUUUCACAGUCUCAGAAUCAAAUUUCCCCCGCCCCGGUAUCUAUCAAGCGGCGAUGUUCGUCGCAAGACGGACCAAACGAGGACGAAGCCAAACGCAUGAAAAUUUCCGACCACAGAAGAGAUAGCAAAGAUCGGCCUAGACAGAACCGAAGAUCCGAAGACCGCAAGCAUCGCAACGAUUCCCAUCGGUCGAGUCGCGAGAGCAGGGAGAGCCGUGACAGCAAGGAAAGUAGUGGUUCCACGCAAACCCAGGACAGCAGGGAACAAGCUCACAGUGAGAUGAACAGGGAAUCAACCAGGGAGAAUAGGGAAUCAAUCAGAGAGAACAGGGAGAACAGAGAGAACAGAGAGAACAGGGAAAACAGAGAAAAUAGGGAGAACAGAGAAAACAGGGAAAACAGAGAGAACAACCGUGAGAGUGGGAAAGAGAAGCAGCGAAGCAAGAGGACUCGUUCCGAAAAAGAAUCCAGAGAACGAAGCCCAAGGGUUUCCCACGAAUCUGACAAAGAGUUCCUAUCGAGACUUGACCUCACAAAACGUAAUGAUUCGAAUUCACCGAGCGACUCGACAACGGCCAAUGCUAAUCAUUCGCGUGAGAUGCAACAACACCAUCAGCAACAGUCUUCGUUGAACUUGCACAGUGACGUAGACGACGGCCCGUUAUCCACCCACGACAUUCAAGUGGCCAGACAUCCGUCAGCUACCGACACGGAUAGCGACGAACCUAAGAAGCACUCGAUUUUCGACAUCGUUGACGAUGAACCCGCGUACAUCAGUAUGUACGACAAGGUGAAGGCGCGCUCGACGAAAAACAUGCAGAAGCUCGAGGAAGAGAAGCGACAGGUGCGGCUAAAGGACAAAUUCUCGCAGUUGAAACAAAGUCGAGCCAGGCGAGAAGAGAAGAAACAGAGCACUUCGUGGGAUGGUGAUUCGGUAUCUAGCAAGGCUCUGACAGAGGACGAAGCAACGUCUGAGUCAGAUUCAGCCAGAGCGAAGUCUCUGUCCAGAAAGAGCUCUAGGUCUCGAAUUCACUCGGACACCAGUGAGGAGGAAGAGUCGUUUAACAAUAAGAUUCGAAAGGUCGUGAAGACCGAGAGGUUCCUGGAGAGCGACGUCGACCUUGGGUUCGCCGACACCGAGGAGAAGCACAAUCCUCUGGAAUCGUCGAACGUGGUCGUGAACAGCGUUCACGCGAAUGUGAAGGAAGAACCACGCACUUCGGACGACGACGAACGAAUAUCUGUUCCCUUCCGUAGCAACCAUCCGGCGAUCGUGGUGAACAAUCACGAGCGAGACUCGCGCAAAAAGUCGCAUAAGAAGAAGCAGAAGCGGCAGAAGAACUCGAUACAGAGCGAGGACAGUAUAAAGACCGAAUCCUCUGAGAACGCUGAUCAUAAGAACAAGUCGAACAUCGUAGCCAGUACUGUAGACGGUCGACCGAAUCAUGCGUCGGAAUCCAUCAAUGUGACUACGAACACCAACGUCACAUCGGGGACAACGGCAACGUUGGAGAGCACAGAGGAAAGGAUACGAUCGGAUAAGAAGCAACGAAAUAAGAAAGACAAGCGGAGAGAUAGGAACGGAGAGGACAAAACUAAGGCGAGGAGAAAGAGGCUGAAUAGGCAGGAAACGAGAGACUCGCAACGAAUGGAGGACAUCUUUGGUCCACUGUCGGACGACGUUGACGACGGUCCGUCUAACAACACUUUCUUCAACCGUCUGGGCAACAUUACGUCGGAAAAUAACACCUACACUUUUGACAGCGACGGCGGACACAGUCCGGUGUUGGACGUAGAGCGAGUCAGAAGAAAAGCGGAGAAGAAGCGUCGUCAUCAGCCCGAGGACGAGAACAGCGUAGACUUGGCGGAGGCGGGACGAGAAAUUGAGGCGAAACUUUUAGGCUUACCGAACUCGCCAAAGUCUGGUGUGGCGUGCACGGAAAGCAACGAUCACGACGUGUUUCGGUUCACAGACGACAACGACAGUGUGGAACCAUCUACGCCGUCAACCAUUCCGGAGAAGGUUAAAGAGAAGAAGAAGAAGAGGAAGAAGUCGAAAGAGGAACGCAGUCGGAAAGAUUACCACCAUCAUCACCAUCAUCACCACCAUCAUCACGUGCCGUAUUUAGGUGCAGAUCCUAGUCCUCCGAGAGCCAGCAGUCCACUAAUCCCUAAAACUAUGUCACCAACAUUACCUACACCUAGAGAUACUUUGUUAAGUCCCAUUCCAAAGGUUGCGUCCAAUGUAUCGACGGUGGUGCCGUCGAUGGCUCUUCCAGCCGUUAGUGGAGCUAUUCAAGCUGCGAAGCCGGAAAAGAAGAAGGAUAAAUUUAUUCCCGGUUUUGGAAUUGAAAUCGAUGAAGCUAUUCACGAAAACGCUGUAAAAAGUAUAUCAGAGCCGGAGGAACGCGAGAACAGCUGCCAGUCGCGAAGUGGCAGGGAGGAGCCGGAAGUAACUGCACCAACCACUCCGCCUGCACAAACCGAAGAUAAACCACGUGUCGCAAUUUCUCAAGAGGAGACUGAGGACGCCGUCGCUGCGUUGUUGGAAGAGACCUUCGGUGGAUCCACCGAAGAUUUCCCAUACGAGGGCGAGGAGGAAGACGCGGAGGCGGAAGACGCAGUUGGAGCACCAGCUGAGGCGCCUCAGGAGGACGUUGAGGAGAUGCAGCAAGCUGUGGAGAGUUUGAACGCCUCGACUGGAGAAGGAGAGACGGACAUGAAACCAGAUACUCCUCAGAGCGAGCACGAUCUGCAGAUAGACACGGACACGGAAGAGGACCCGAACUAUGAAUCGUUCGACCUGACACAGCCACCGAAAACGCCGGAUAUUCCAUCGUUCUACAAAUCUCCUACGAAGACCAUCAACACCAUCUCAGCGCCGCCUCUGGCCGGGGCAGAAAAGUCCAUCGAAACGCGCAUAUCGUCCAUACCAAUGAAACCGCAGAGUCCACCAACGUCUGUGAUCGCUCACUCUUGGAACCUGAACGAGAAGCCACGUGAAGUGGUUAAAACCGUGCAAACGGUAGAAUCUGUCGAGACGAACGUUACUGCCACCAGUCCAGAGAGAAUCACCCCUCAGGCGCAUCGUAUCUCCACUUCUCCACCGCCACAGUACAAGCAACCAGUUCUAGGUCCGUGCAGUGUGCCGAUUACCAGCGAAAUACCUAGAAUCGCCGCAGCCAGUCCUAGACCACCGCCUAUCAGCGUGCAAUCCUUGUAUCAAAAGCUACCUGUGUCGCCACAGUCACAAGCGGUACCGAUGCGACAGACUUCCCCCAGAAUGCAAAAUAUUUCCACGGUUUCUACAUCGGCCUCUCCAAAUCAGACUCCUCUGCCACCGUUAGUUCCAUCCAGAAUGCCACCUCUAGUGCCAUCACAGUUGUCACCGAGAAUCUUACAACCCCAAUCACCUAAUGGACAAUGGUCUCGAAAUUCUGCUCUCAGUCCACAUCAGAUACCAACAAUCGGAAAACCAUCUCCACCACCAGCCAGGAUCGCGGUGAGCGUAUCCGUGUCCGCGCAUAGACCUGAAGCUCCGGCGCAACAGAUUUACUCGACAGCGGCCACUCAACAACCAGUCAUCCAACACGCUCCUGGAAUGAGAGCUCUGGCGCCUAGUCAUCCCAGAGGAGGCUUGCCACCGUUGACUUUAAAUAUUCCACACCGUCCUUACAUGCCUGUACCACCGUUAGCACCUGGUGUGCAAGUGAAAAACUCGAGGGACUCUGGUUUAGGUGGUAAAUCCGUGAUCGAGACGUUGCUUCCGGUAAACCCAAACGAACCUCCGCAGCGUUUAGAAGAACCCAAGCUCUCGCCAGCUGUUAUUCCUGAGCCCGCGAACAAAGCGUCCACAUCUCCAAAAGUUCCUUCACCCAAUCAACCGCCAACGUAUAUUCCUGAGACAGCGAAAAUUGAGAUCACCGCCAGUACGUCCAGUCCGGUAUUUGGAAAGCCGAGCAACAUCGCGGACACGUGCUCUUUGUCGUCUAGGAGUCAGAAACAAGUAGCAAGCUCCAUCACGACGGAUAAUAAUUUGCUGUCACCCAGGCAAAAACAAGAAAUAUCGAGUCUUCAACUUCUAACUACUCAUGUACCACGUUCUUCCACGCCCAGUCCUGUAAUAGUCGCCCAUGGACAGCCUCACUUGGUCCACAAGUCUGUGGUGCACAGUAUCGGAGCAUCCACUAUUUCACCGGCUAAUCAACCGUUGAUCAAGACAGUUGUACCGAUAGUUCCACAACAGAUCGCGACCACAGUGACAGUUUCCAUGCCUGAGGAGAAGUGUGUUAUCAGCCAGACGCCGUUGCCCCUGAGUAGCAGCCAACGACACUCACCAGUCUCGCAGAGUAGUCAAUUACCGAAGCCUCAUAUUCCAUUGGUAUCCACUGUCCCGCAAGCCAUUAUUACCAGAGCCAUGCCCUCUACAGUUCCCUCCGUAUCAUCACCGCCGAUUAAUGAACAGAACAAUCCAGUCGAGUCGUUAGAGUCGCGUUUACCACCUGAACAAGAGUUGGAGUUAGACUCUGACGCACAGAUAGCCCAAACUGCUCAGCCCAUGCAACUCACGCCACCCGUACAGCCAACUCAACCGAUAGAUGUCAUUAAAGACGAACCUCCAGAUUGCGUUAAGCACGAAGACACCACGAUUAAAGAGGAAUUCCCGAGCAGUGAACCGGAACAUCCGUUAAGUCAACCAGUUGCCAACGUCGUAGACACGAAACCACCGAAAAUAGAGCAACCGAGUGUGGUCAAGUCAGAGACACUGCUGUGCGUACCGAAACCUGAACUUCCGGAGAGCAAUUUACUUCCCAAGAUAGAGGUCGAGUCACCGGUUAAAUCGGAACCUGUAAACGAGCCAGUGAAGGAAGAGGAACCUGUGAAAGAGAACGAAGAGGUGGGCAUAGAAGAGGAGCCAGCAGAGGAGCCAGCAGAGGAUCCUUUGAAAGAACCAAGUACAGACCCGCUUGCCAUCGACGUGUCUAAAGAGGAUCCAGCUGACAGUAAAGAAGAUAGCGACUACUGGUCAGCGAAGGAGGUAAACAUCGAGAGUGUGAUAAAAAAGGUAGAUGCUCUGUGCGACGGCGAGGCCAACGACGGUGAUGAAGAGACGCAACACGGUCAGAACGGUAGGAAUGAGACGCAGGAACAACCUAAGAAUAACGAGUCUGAAUGGUUCAACGCAGAAACGACGGAGACGGAGAGUAAAAAGAACUUCAGGACAAACGACGAGCAGGAUGAAGGUGUGGAGACGUGCGAGAGCGAGUCAACGAAAAGUCGUCGUGGUAGAAUGAAGAAUAGACGAGGAAUCGGUAGUCGUGGCGGUGUUACGACCAGACGAAGCAGCAGAAACACGACCACUGUAGUGCAUAAACGAGGUGGCAGGACUUCUAGAGGGAGCAAACAUCAUGUGGAAAGAAACAAGCUGCCGGCGGAUGUUUAUGAAUUCCACGAUGAUAGCGAGGAGGAUAACGCUGGACGGCCACGGUUGAUUCUCACUAUCAAGUCUCCGGUGCCGAAUCUGACCGGUCCCAACGCACAACCAGCAACACCUAUAGCUGCGGUGAAGGAAGUACCGCCGGAGGAAUUUGUCUCUCCAGCCGCGAACACAAGGAAAUCCAGAAGAUUGGCCGAAAGGGAUGGUAGUAGAAACACUAUCGACGAUAUUAUCGAAGACGUCGUACGCGGUUCUGCGGCAAACAAGGGUGUCGUUGGAGGAUCAACGGGCAACAUUCACGCCACCAGAAGAAGUACCAGGCAUAACAACUCCCCUCGUAAUGUACAGACGACCGUGCAGCUAACAGAGCCUAGAAAACCAAGACGAAAACUGGUACGAAGGUCUUCGGAGAAUAAUGACGAUAGUAAUGAGGAGAAGAUCAAGGAAGCGCCAUCGGCGGCACCACAGGAAUUGCAGAACAAGGAAGAAAGCGCUCUACCUCAAGAAGAAGCUCCGAAGACAGAGGAAACAAGUCAGUUAACACCGUCACCGACGCAGAAACCAGUCUCUCAUGAGCCAAUGACACUGAUAGAUCCAGUAACUGGAAUGUUGAUACCAAUGAGAGAGUCGGAAGAGGGUCAGUACAUUCCCGUUUCCACAUCAUCCGGACAGAUACAAACUGUAAACAGAGCCACGUGUGACACGCGUGCAACUCCAGCUGGAAUAAUCAACACGAGUCCUAAUACAGCCGAAGUGUUACGUCCAAAACCAACUCAGCUUAAAAAUCUAGCAAUUCCUGAAGAAUCCAAAAAGGAACAACCCGUAGAACCGGUUCAGAAUCAACAGAUUCAGCCCCAAACCAGCGUGAUCACUAAACCACAGUCUCCAGUCAUUCAAGUUACCUCCACAAUCAGCAUGGUUCAGUCAGUAACAACAUCCACCACAGUUACUCCUAUAGCCACGACCACAGUAACAACGCCACAGACUACGCCUACUUGCUCGACUCAAUCGAAGCCCACAAGUCUCAAAGCCCAUGUGUUAAACGCCAGCAAAUUGGUCACGCCGGUACAACAGCCUGUAGUCAUUACAAAACCACCAGCUCCCAGCAUACCCAGCCAAUCAGUAGUGCAAAGUAUUAUGAAACCGACACAACCGGUACAAGGUCUUCAUCUACAAAUACCCAGUAACAAAGUGGUGGCUCCAAGUUUGAGCCCACGUGCUAAGCAGGCGCCUCAGAUCAGUGUCGCGAAUGGAAAGGGCCAAGGACAACCUAUGUCACCGGUUUUGAACAACACUGGUGUGCCACCGAAUCCUAAACAACAUCUUCUGCAGGCGGCCAAGCAACAGGCGUCUACGAUAGUGAAUCUACCUCAGAAGUUGCCUAUGAACGUCCAUCCAGCUAGCGUAACUACAACAUUAACACCAAGAAUUCAUCAACCUGUUUCUCAGCCCACUGCACUGAAGGGUCAAUCACAUCCAUUGAAUCCAAAGACCCAUUUGCUACAGGCAGUAGUACCACCAAUGGUCACAGGUGCAGUAGCCAGUCCACCUACUCAGCCUCAUUUGAUGAAUCCUCAGCCUGCUAACGUUGGCUGUUCAAGACCUCCAGCACCAAAACCAGCAGUAACAGGAACGAUGGAACCGCCAAAAGUGGAAGUAUCUAUGUCCGGCUGUAUUAUGGUUCCAACUGCGAGUCCUCAGGCACGUGGAGUACCAAUAUCAACAUACGAAGGACCAUUGCAUGGGAGUGCGGGUGCUGCUCCAUCACCAGGGGGCCAGUUUGGACUUGUCCCCCCACAUAGAUCCCAGAGUCCUCCAUUGCCUCCACCUGCCCAUCAUCAUGCUAAUGCUUCUCAGGGUGACGUUGUGAAUCACUAUGGAGGACUUACAAGAGGAGGAGAGCUACCACCUCAUUACAUGCACCCGCAAGUGUUACAGUAUCAAUAUCUGCGUGCUCAGCAGGAGGCCUUAACAGCUCCACGUAUAGCAUACCACAUCCAAGGAUCUCCUCAUUUGCCAAUAGACCCUAAACUUGAAACGGGCAUAGAAGAUAGUCACAGUCCACCAUUGGAGUUGAGACGAGGCACAAAAACGCCGCAAGAUCGUACCACCGACAGUCCUCAAGUAGCUCAAGUCUACAUGCUGCAUGGUCCAGCGAGGUUACCACCACCACCGCCGCAAUAUAAUGCAGGAAGUAAUCCAUCCUUAACUGGUGCACCAACAACCGCCAGAGGUGGUUUUUACGAACCUCCACCUGCGCAUUUGCGUUCUCAAUAUCCUAUUGCUGCCAGCGAAGCACCAAGUGACAGAGCUAUUACACCGGAUAGGCCUAGAAAACAUCAAGUGGUCACGCCACCUCACGCUUCUCAAGUACCACCCCAAGCAGACUCAUUUCAGAUGUUGCUACAACGUUACCCAGUUAUGUGGCAGGGAUUAUUGGCCCUUAAGAAUGACCAGGCAGCAGUACAAAUGCAUUUCGUAUUUGGUAACCCCAAUGUGGCGAGAGACAGUCUACCUUGUAACAGUGAUGGCUCCACUCCACCAUUGAGAAUAGCACAGAGAAUGAGAUUAGAACAAACCCAGGUUGAAGGUGUGGCAAGGAAGAUGCAGAUGGACAAUGAACACUGCAUGCUUCUCGCGCUUCCUUGUGGUCGAGAUGAGGUAGACGUAUUACAACAAAGUAAAAAUCUUCAGACUGGAUUUAUAAUGUAUUUGCAACAGAAACAGGCCGCUGGAAUUGUUAACAUCGCUGCACCAGGAUCACAACAGCCUGCGUACGUAGUUCACAUUUUCCCAUCGUGCGACUUCGCAAACGAGAGUUUGGCGCGAAUCGCACCGGACUUGUUACACCGCGUCGCAAAGAUCGCCCAUUUACUCAUCGUCAUUGCCACGGUUUGAGACCAACCAGUGGUCUAUUGGAUUACAAUCUACCUAUACUUCUCGCCUUCACGCACUUGUAGGACGCUUCACAUGUGGCAUGAAGCCUGGAGUGUCCCUCUGACGAAGUGCAGUAUCGUACAACAAACGAUAAGAGUAUUCCCGAGGGAAGAAAUGGUUUUUCCUUUGGAAUUAUAUCAGUGACAAUCAAACGGAUUCUUCGGCAAAUCGUGCCGAUUUUCUAUAUC
Habropoda laboriosa is the source of this 12655-nucleotide messenger RNA. Its product is annotated as protein split ends. Gene Ontology annotation, molecular function: mRNA binding. The record is from RefSeq and is a predicted model, not a curated record. Gene Ontology annotation, biological process: regulation of transcription by RNA polymerase II. Lineage: Eukaryota; Metazoa; Arthropoda; Insecta; Hymenoptera; Apidae. Gene Ontology annotation, cellular component: nucleus.